CCUGGGACACGGACGCAUCUGUCCGGUCUCUGCCGCUGCUGCCGCUGCUGCCGUGGACCCGAGCCAUGGCCUCCGUCACCUGCCGGGUCCAAUUCCUGGACGACUCGGACCCCUUCAUCUGUACCAACUUCCCGGAGCCGCGCAGACCCCCGACGGUGGACCUGGAGGAGAACCUGCCGCUCAGCGAGCAGGUCGCCGGGAUCCACAAGCUGCUGGAGCCGCCGCUCAAGCUGGAGGACUGCACCCUGCAGGUGUCCCCCCACGGGCACUACCUGGACCUGGACUCGUCUCUGGCCGAGCAGCGGGACGAGCUGGAGAGCCUCUACGAGGACGUGGCGAAAGGAAGGAAGCCCAUCCUGAUCCUGAGGACUCAGCUCUCCGUACGCGUCCACUCCAUCCUGGAGAAGCUGUACAACUCCCACGGCCCAGAGCUCCGGCGCUCGCUCUUCUCCCUCAAGCAGCUCUUCCAGGACGAUAAAGACCUGGUUCCAGAGUUUGUGGCAUCCGAAGGUUUGAACUGCUUCAUUAAAGUUGGAGCUGAGGCCGACCACAACUACCAGAACUACAUCCUGAGAGCUCUCAGCCAGAUAAUGCUGUUCGUGGACGGCAUGAAUGGGGUGAUAAACCACAACGAGACGGUGCAGUGGCUCUACGCUCUCACAGGAAGUCUGUCUCGUCUGGUGGUGAAGACGGCCCUGAAGCUGCUCAUCGUGUUUGUGGAGUACGCCGAGUCCAACAGUCCUCUGCUCAUCCAGGCCGUCAACAUGGUGGAUGGAAAGAGAGGUGUGAAGCCGUGGACUUACAUUAUGGAUGUCCUGGAGGAGAAGAAUGGCGCCGACACGGAGCUGCUAAUGUUUGCCAUGACACUCAUCAAUAAGACGCUGGCCGUGCUCCCGGACCAGGACUCGUUCUACGAUGUGACGGACUGCCUGGAGCAGCUGGGCAUGGAGACCAUCAUCCACAAGCACAUGAGCAACAAGGGGACGGAGCCGGACCUGAAGGCCCAGUUCACCGCCUACGAGACGGCCCUGCGGUACGAGGACGGCGACGCCGACGACCCCUCCCCCCACCUCCGUAAGGAGAGGAGGAAGCUGGCGGCCAGCGAGCAGGAAGGACGCAAGAGUCGCCGCUCCUCCAGUCAGAACCUCCCGGAUCUCCUGUCCACCUCGCCCCCGCCCUCCGCCAUCCUCUCCCCCACAUCCACCACCUCCCCCACCUCCCCCGCCCCCUCCUCCUGCAGCCCCACCGAGGGGCUGGACAGCCGGGCCUCGUCCCCUCUGGUUUCUGAAGCCAGCAGCUCUGCCUCCAGUCCGUCUGGAUCUCAGAGAGGGUCGCCGCUGCCCCCACCCGUGGCCGCCAACGGCACCGUGGCAACAGAGGAGGAGGAGAAGGUGCCGCUCAGCCCGAGUCGUUCUUUCCUCAGCCAUCACAUGUUGGCUCUGGGUCUCAGCAGGAAGUCCAGGCUCUUCUCCAAAGCCAGCUCCAUCUCUGAGGAGCCUUUGGCCAGCAGCAGCUCGUCCUCCUCAGACCUCUCUCUCCAGGAGAAGUCAUCGUCUCAGCCGAGUGCAGAUCAGUCCAAGACGGACACCAAGACUGGUUUCAACUCUGUGGAGCCUGAGCAGCUCUUUUGCUCUGAUGACUGUAGUGUAAAUCAGGACAAGCCGGUUCUCAAGAGGUUUGAAGGAACCUUCCUGCGCAGUCUGGCCGCCACCCAGUGGGAGAAGAAGAGGCGGAGCAAGAACCUGAGCCAGUCCCGUUUGUCCUCGUCUGAUGAUGUCAUAACUCCGAGUCCUCAACCGGCUGCAGAACCUGGCGGCGGCUCGGCAGCUAACCAGCGUCAUGCUUCCACUUCCGGUAGUUUGGACACAAAUGGACAAAAAGAGUCCCAGAACAACCCAGCGUUUCCCGUGCAGAGACAGUCCAGCACGUUGUCUGACGAUAAGAAGUUCCUGUUGGACAUGCUCUACUCCAAAACCUCUGCCCCGGAGCCUCUGAGCCCGACCGCUGGGCCGCCCAAACCCACGGAGGAAGAGGGGACCCUCAUACCGGGUGAGGACCUGAGCGGCCGGGUGUCUGAGCGCGUCACCAGCUUCGGAGCGCGCUCCGUGGAGCCGUCGGCCCCCAGCGAGAGCAGCGCCACCCGCCGGGCGGAGCUGCAGGGCCUGGGCGGCUCCACCCAGGCGGCCCGGGCCCGGCUGGCCGAGGAGCAGAAGCGGCAGCUCCUGCGGCAGCAGAGCAGCGUGGACAUGGAGGCCCACGCCCGCCGCCUGGACACCACGCCCAUGACCCCGCAGGGCCCCGGGGGAGACGCCUGGGACCAGCUGCAGCCCAGCGCCGCCGCCCUGCGCAUCAAGGACCUGGACUUCUCCGACCUGCUGGACGAGGAGGACAUCGACGUCCUGGACAUGGACACCUUUGACUGCUCCUCCUCCUUGUCCUCCGGGUUCUCCGGCAUCCCCCCUCCUCCUCCUCCUCCUCCUCCAGGUAUGCCUGGAGCUCCUCCUCCCCCCCCUCCUCUCCCAGGAGGAGCGAUCCCCCCCCCACCCCCGCCCCCGCCCCCUCUAGGAGCUCCUCCCCCGCCCCCUCCCCCCUUCUCUGCCGCGGCGUCCAUGCUGCAGAAGAAGAAGAAGACGGUGAAGCUGUUCUGGAAGGAGCUGAAGCAGGCGGACGGGCCGCAGAAGUGUCGCUUCGGCCGCGGGACGGUGUGGGCGUCGCUGGACAAGGUGGCGGUGGACACCACCAAACUGGAGCACCUGUUUGAGUCCAAGACCAAGGAACUACCCGUCGCCAAGAAAGGACCAGAGAACAAGAAGUCUGAGAUUCAGGUCCUGGACUCCAAGAGGAGCAACGCCAUCAACAUCGGCAUGACCGUCCUGCCUGCCGUGCACGUCAUCAAGACCGCCAUCCUCAACUUCGACGAGUUUGCCAUCAGCAAGGAAGGGAUCGAGAAGAUCCUGACCAUGACCCCCACAGACGAGGAGAAGCAGAAGAUCCAGGAGGCCCAGCUGGCCAAUCCCGACGUCCCCCUGGGCUCAGCGGAGCAGUUCCUGCUCAGCCUGGCCUCCAUCCACGCCCUGCUGCCCCGCCUGCAGCUCUGGGCCUUCAAGCUCAACUACGAGACUCUGGAGAAGGAGAUCGCUGAGCCGCUCUUCGACCUGAAGCUGGGCAUGGAGCAGCUGGCGUCCAACCAGAGCUUCAGGAGGAUCCUGGCCACGCUGCUCGCCAUCGGGAACUUCCUCAACAGCUCCAGCGCCAAAGGGUUCGAGCUGAGCUACCUGGAGAAGGUGGUGGAGGUGAAGGACACAGUCCACCGUCAGUCCCUGCUGCAUCACACCUGCAGUCUGCUGCUGGAGAAUUACCCAGAAUCCUCAGACGUCUACUCGGAGAUCCCCGCCAUCACCCGCUCAGCCAAAGUGGACUUUGAUCUGCUAGCAGAGAACCUGGUCCAGCUGGAGAGACGCUGCAAAGCCUCAUGGGAAAACCUGAAGGUAGUGGCCAAGCACGAGACUAAAGCGGUGCUGAAGAACAAGCUGACGGAGUUCCUGAAGGACUGCACGCAGCGGAUCAUCAUCCUGAAGGUGGUGCACCGGCGGGUCAUCAACCGCUUCCACUCCUUCCUGCUGUUCCUGGGCCAGCCGUCCUCGUCCGUCCGAGACAUCAAGGUCACCAGCUUCUGCCGCAUCAUCAGCGAGUUCGCUCUGGAGUACCGCACCACCCGGGAGAGAGUGCUCACCCUCAAACGGAAACGGGCCACCCGCCGCGAGAGAACCAAGACCCGGGGAAAGAUGAUCACAGAGACGGAGAAGUUUCUGGGGGCGGUUCCUCGUGAGGACAGCCCGUCCCCCGUCUCCAUGGCGUCAUCAGAGGCGGGGCCGGAGCAGGAGGAGGAGCACGAGAACAUGAAGAACCUCCUGAUCAGCAGCAGCACCCUGAGCGUGGACCAGCGGGGCCUGAGACGCUCCAGAGCCGUCCGCAGUCUGGGCAGGGUGAGUCCGUCCCACAUGUCCGUCGCCAGAGACGACGGCGCCAACUCUCAGGACGACGCCACCGACGAGAUCAUGGACCGACUAGUCAAAUCCGUUACCCAGAAUCCUUCAGACAGACAGUCCAGCCCCAAGACCCGCAAACGGUCCCGCCUCAACAGGAAGUCAAUGAGGAGGACUCUGAAGAGCGGCCUCAGCGUGGACGUGGUUCAGGCUCUGGGACUCAACAGCAAGACGGGAGACAAAGUCUGACCGCAGACCUGAACUGAUCCAUCAGUUGAUGACGGACGGAUGUCAGAGCGGCCGCGAGGCUGCGUCUGGUUUCAGCUGCUGCGUGAGACUCUCACACGCCGCUGCGCUGCAGAAAUCUGAUGUCCGGUCUGCUGAACGAGGACUCGGCUCCGACGAUGAUCUUCCAGCACCGACCAUGAUCCCAACCAAGUCUUCUCAGUCCAUGAAUUCCUAUAGCAGCUCUAAAAACAAGAACAGGAUCAAAGUGGAUCCUAAUCAGGUCUCAGAGGGCUCAGACACCAACGCCCAGUGGUUUUAUCAGUCCUGUGUAUGAACCUCUGCUCUGCCCCGGUCUGGGUUUUUAUCCUCAUCCCAUGUGACGUUUGGUCUCAAACCUUCGCUGUUUUCAAGUCUCAACCGUCUUCAAACGCAGCACGUGUGUUUUCUUGAAUGUUCAUAUUUAUUCCCUCUCCCCUGCUGCUUUCUGUUUUAAAUUUGCAUUGUGGUAUUUUUGGUUUUUCCAUUUUUCUGACCUCCGUCCCGUUUGACCCGUAACUUCUCCAGGCAGCGUCUCUCUGUGCAUCAGCUGUAAAAAAAAACCUGGGGAAAAUGGAGUCUUUUAGUUCUUUAGUAGGACUUCAGAUGAACUAUCAGAGAAAAACCCUGUAAAAGAAACCUAAGCUAAAGUGUUGCAGCAUUUCUGAGCUGCCUUUGCUACUCCCGGGUCUCCACAAACCGCUGGAUUCUUGUUCUGUUACUGAAACGUUGAAAGCCGUGGAGUUCAUCCCGAGGCCGUUGAAACGGCCGCCGUGUUCAGAAGCUUCACCUUCUGCUCAGUCUGAAUGUUUCCUGAGAAAAGGUCAAAACUGUAUGAAUAAAAACCGAGUGCAGCUGAAACAGCGGCCGCGCUUCGCCGUGUCGUUGUCACUGCCGUCCGUCCACAGGCAUGUUCACUCACUUCUCUUUUUUUGCACUUUUAGGUUUGUUGUUUUGUCUCCAAUCAGAUGUUUUAUUCUGACUUCAGUUUGUGUGGAAACCUUCCUCACAAACUGAUCAAGAUGAUUUCACUUGAAGAGCAACAUGAACGUUUUAUUAAAAUAUGGAAUGGAGAUGUAUUGUUUCUGAUUAUGUUAAUAAAGUUUUUGAACAACU
Molecule: messenger RNA, 5366 nt
Organism: Cololabis saira (Pacific saury)
Lineage: Eukaryota; Metazoa; Chordata; Actinopteri; Beloniformes; Belonidae
Gene: fhod1
Product: formin homology 2 domain containing 1
Exons: 26
Coding region: 66-4235 (1389 amino acids)
Biological process (GO): cortical actin cytoskeleton organization; actin filament network formation
Cellular component (GO): cytoplasm; cytoskeleton
Molecular function (GO): actin filament binding
Source: RefSeq, a predicted model, not a curated record